This is a messenger RNA of Zophobas morio, 5064 nucleotides long. RefSeq lists its product as uncharacterized. NCBI's taxonomy places the organism in Eukaryota, Metazoa, Arthropoda, Insecta, Coleoptera, Tenebrionidae. Gene Ontology annotation, biological process: DNA integration. The transcript has 2 exons. The record is from RefSeq and is a predicted model, not a curated record. Gene Ontology annotation, molecular function: nucleic acid binding. Bases 1 to 5064 code for a protein of 1687 amino acids.
AUGUUGGACGAUAUUAAAACUUUAAUAGCCAAACGGGCUGCUCUCAAAACGCGUUUGACAAAGUUUAACAAUUUCAUAGCAGACCCUCGAAACGGUAAAAAGGCAAUAAAUUUAAAAAGGCGGUUAGCAUCAAUCGAACCUUGCUUACGCGAAUAUCAAGACAUUGAAGUGCAAAUAUCCACUGUGGACGAAAUACAAGUCAAGGACGACGAAGCAACCGAAUUCGAAAAUAAAUAUUUUGAAGCUGUGAGUAAUGCAGAAAGCUUAAUCCAAGCCGCCGGGGCUUUGGAGUCAGUACCUAACUCGAAUUCGCCAUCAAACCGUAACGAAACGCUUCCGGUCAAGCUACCUGAAAUUUGUUUGCCCACGUUUGAUGGGUCCUUUACUGAAUGGCUUAGUUUUCGAGAUUCUUUUCAAUCUUUAAUUAAUAAUAAUACCAGUUUAAAUGCCAUUCAAAAGUUUCACUACUUAAAAGGUACUUUAUCGGGCGAAGCACAAAAAACAAUUAGCCAUUUGACACCGUCCACCGAUAAUUACGCGGCAGCAUGGGCGUUACUCGUGGAAAGGUAUGAAAAUAACCGACUGAUCAGUCAGCAUCACGUGCGCUCGUUAUUUUCAUUGCCCAACAUUAAUCCAAAGGAUUCUGCAUCGCUCAGAACCCUUUUGCAAAUAGUCAAUUCGAAUCUUAAGGCAUUAGAGGGAAUUGGACGUCCCGUACAUCAAUGGGAUGAUCUUCUUAUUCAUUUAAUUUCUUGUAAAUUUGAUCACGGCACAACUAUUGCAUGGGAAGGUACAUUGUCCAAAGACAUUCCCACAACAACAAGCAUUCUUGAAUUUCUGACACAACGUUGUCAAAUGUUCGAAUCAUUUGAAGCGACAUUUCUUAGUAAUAAAUUUAACGUUCCAAAUAAACCCAAAUUUCCGUUCAAUGCUAAGUACAAUAAGCCAUCCAGUCAUAUCGUAAACAGAAACGAACAUAGUCAAAUAUCUUGCAAUUACUGCAAACAAUCGCAUACUAUCUUUUUUUGUCAGAGUUUCCUAGGUCUUAACGUGGAUCGCAGAUUAAAUGAAAUAAAAAAACGACAUUUAUGCACGAAUUGCCUACGUAGUGGACAUACACUCGAGACCUGCAACGCCGGCAAUUGUAAAAAAUGCAAUAGACGUCAUAAUACUCUUUUGCACAUAGAAUCGCAGCCACAACCCUCUUCAAGUACAAUGAGCAAUUGUGCACAAAUUUUAAGCAAAAAUGUAAUUUUAUCAACCACACAAAUUUUGGCGACAGGUGCUAAUAACAAAGGCAUAAAAUUUCGUAGUUUGCUAGAUAAUGGUUCAGUCUCAAAUUUUAUUACCGAGCGAGCUGUACAAAAAUUGGGGUUAAAAAAUAUACACAAAAUCAAUUUACCCCUGAUAGGAAUUGCAUGCAAAUCUUCUAUUAUUAGUAAAGCAGUCAGUGUAAAAAUUUCAUCAAUUUCCAAUUCAUUCAAGGCCUACUUGGACUUCUUAAUUGUUCCCGAAAUCACGGGUAACGUACCUGCGCAAUCAUUUACACCAUUGCAAAAUCUACCCACCAAUAUCAAAUUAGCCGAUCCGUUUUAUAAUAAGUCACUAGCCGUUGACCUCUUGAUAGGGAACGAAAUAUUUUGGGACAUACUUUGCAUUGGUCAGUUCCGAAUUAACAAAAAUGGCCCGACAUUACAAAAAACCCAGUUCGGUUGGGUAAUUGGAGGCGUUCUAAAUCAGUUUAAUUCAUCAAAUAACUUAACCUCAUGUAACCUUUCAAAUAUUUCGUUAGAUAAACAGAUUAGAAAGUUCUGGGAAGUAGAAAAUUUACCUGAAAAAUCAGACAGUUCAAGCGUAAACAACACCUGCGAAGUACACUUCAAGGAAACCUUUACAAGGGAUGCAACUAGUGGUAGGUUUAUUGUAAAGCCCCCAUUGAUAAACGAACCGCCUUGCUUGGGUAUUUCCAAAGAAAGAGCUUUGAGGCUAUUUUACAACCUUGAGAAACGCUUUUCAAAGGACCGGAACUUAUUUCAGCAGUACUCGGAAUUUAUGAGGGUCUGUCUAGCACUGGGGCACAUGACCGAAUGUGAACCCGACAAUUCCGGUUAUUUUUUAAGCCAUCAUCCGGUCCACAACGAAUCGUCAACGACCACCAAAUUGCGGGUUGUUUUCAAUGCGUCCAUGAAAACUGAUAACAAUAAAUCCAUAAAUGAUAAUCUAUUAGUCGGCCCUAAUCUCCAACAAGAUCUGUUCAGCAUUUUAAUUAGAUUUAGGAUUCAUAAAGUAGUCGUUUGUGCGGACUUAAAAAAGAUGUAUCGUCAAAUACUUUUACAUCCAGACCAUCGUAAGUAUCAAAAAAUAUUUUGGCGAAAUGAUUCAGGCGAGGAUAUCAAGGUUUACCAACUGAACACGGUCACAUAUGGAUUUGCUAGUUCGUCAUAUCUAGCAACGAGAUGUGUGCAUGAACUAGCUAAUCUAGAAAUGCAAAAUUUUCCGGAAGCAGCAACCAUUAUUUUACGUGACAUGUACGUGGACGAUUUGAUCUAUGGCUCAUCCAAUAUUGUGGACGCGGCACAAUUAUUAAAUGAUAUCAAGCAAAUUUUAAUUAAGGCAGGUUUUGAGUUACACAAAAUAAGUUCCAAUUAUUCAUGUGAUUUCGGGUUUGACGAGGAACUUCAACAACAAGAGCAGAUUUCUUUAGACAAACAAAAUACCAUUAAAACAUUAGGCUUAUUCUGGGAUAAUAAUAAUGACAUAAUUAAGUACUCCACUCACUCGAAAAAUCCAAGAAUUGACAAAAUUACUAAACGCGGCAUUUUAAGCACGAUCGCUCAUAUUUUCGAUCCGUUGGGAUUAGCGGCACCUGUAGUCAUAACUGCUAAAAUUAUUUUACAAAAAUUAUGGUCACUAAAACUAGAUUGGGACGAAAGUUUACCUAUUGAAUUACACACAAUGUGGUGCGAAUUUCUAGAAACCUUUUCACAGCUUAACCAGGUAGCGGUACCGCGCCGAGCUAUUUGCGAUUAUCAACAAGUCGAAAUCCACGGAUUUUGCGAUGCAAGUCCGGACGGUACUUAUCAAACCCAUAUUUUGUGCUCAAAAAACAAGGUGGCUCCCUUACAAUCAUUAACCAUUCCUCGAUUAGAGCUGUGCGGAGCUCUGCUUUUGGCCAAAUUGGUGUAUAAGGUAACCAAAUCUUUAUCUAAUUUUCAAAUCCGUAAUCAUUAUUAUUGGACCGAUUCUACAAUUGUAUUGGCAUGGCUCCGUACAGAACCCGCCUUAUUAAAAUCUUUCGCUUCCCACAGAGUCUCAGAAAUUCAGUCUCUAGCCCCUUAUAACAAUUGGUACCACAUUCCAUCAAAUCAAAACCCUGCGGACAUUCUAUCGCGUGGCGACACUCCGCGUCAUUUGAUGUCUUCAGAUUUGUGGUGGCACGGCCCUAGUUUUUUAACAACGCCACACAUACCAUAUAUACAAGAAGUCCCCUCAGGCACUAAUUUACCAGAAAUGAAACCAAAAUGUUGUUUAAUAGUGCAAAGGGUCACUAAACAUUGUUCCCUUUGGUCUAAGUUUUCAAAUUUUGACAAAUUGUUAAGAAUUACCGCUCUCGUGCGUCGUUUCAUUUUUAAUUUAAAAAACAAACAUAAUAAAAAAUUGGGCGCUGUAACUUGCAGCGAACUACGAGAGGCCCAUAGUUUAAUAAUAACACAAGUUCAAUCCGAAGCCUUUCACAUCGAUAUUCACAAUAUCAAAAAACAUAAUCAGGUUGCCAAUAACAGUAAAAUAAAAAACUUAAGCCCCUUCAUUGACUCUUCUGGGUUAGUAAGAGUUGGAGGUAGAUUAGCAUACUCCAACAUUCAUAACGAUCGGAAAUACCCUCUAUUGCUGCCGAAACAGCAUUUCAUUACAAAUCUAAUUAUUAAGAAAUAUCAUGUCGAAAAUUUGCACAUCGGUUGUCAAGGUACUUUAGCAGCAGUACGCCAACGAUAUUGGCCUGUUUCAGCCAAAAACGCGGUUAAAUUAGUCAUUUUCAAUUGCCUAAGGUGUUAUCGAUGCAAACCAAUUUCAUAUGAACAAUUGAUGGCUGAUCUCCCGGUAACACGAGUAACUCCAUCGCGGCCAUUUACAGUAACUGGUGUUGAUUAUGCAGGGCCAUUCACACUAAAAAACGGCCAUGGAAGGACGGUAAAAACAAUAAAGGGUUACAUCGCCGUCUUUGUGUGCUUCGCUACCAAAGCAGUGCAUAUAGAGCUUGUGUGUGACUGCACGUCAAAUUCAUUUUUGAAUGCAUUAAAGCGGUUUAUCUCCCGUAGAGGUAAACCAAGUCAGAUUCAUUCUGACAACGGAACGACUUUCGUAGGCAGUAACCGGCAUUUAAAAGAGUUAUAUCAAUUAUUCCAAACAAAAUCAUUUAAAGAUGUGGUAGUAGGCAAUCUUUCAAAUUUAGGCAUUACUUGGAAUUUUAUUCCUCCAAACGCCCCCCACAUGGGCGGUUUAUGGGAGGCUGCUGUAAAGUCAAUUAAAGGGCACAUUAGACGAGUUUUAAAUAAUACUUUGCUGAACUAUGAGGAAAUGAAUACCGUGUUGAUUAUGAUAGAGGCAUGUCUAAACUCCAGACCUCUCACCCCAUUAUCAAAUGACCCGAACGACCUCGUCGCACUCACUCCGGCCCAUUUUCUAAUCGGCGGUCCGCUGACCGCUCCGGUAGAGGAAGACCUGAGGGACCUUCCGACCAAUCGCUUAAUCCGCUUCCAGCUUCUGGAGAAGAUGAGACAAGAUGUGUGGAAACGGUGGUCCAACGAGUACCUGCAUCAGUUACAAACCAGGUACAAGUGGAGGAACGUUCCAGCAUUGAAGCCCGCCAAGGGGGACCUGGUGGUAGUCCGCGAGGCCAGCACUCCGCCACAACAGUGGCCUUUAGGGCGAAUCGAGGAGCUACACCCGGGAAAGGACGGACAGUGUCGUGUAGUGACGAUCAAAACAAUGCGGGGAGUGUUUAAAAGACCAUUAACGAAAAUUUGCGUUUUGCCCAUGGACUCUAACAAGGACUGUUGUGAGUGA